GUGGUGAAGUCAUAAUUUCAGUCAAGGGGGUGUCUGCUGUAUUUAAUUUGGCAGCACACUCUGCACUGGGUUGUACAGGAAGAGGAAGAGCGAGAACAGAGCACUACAAGGACCCACGUUCACCUGGAACUACUAAAAGAACAACAUGGCAAACAGAGGUCCCGCCUACGGUCUGAGCCGUGAGGUUCAAAGUAAAAUCGACAAGAAAUACGACCCGGAACUGGAGGAGAGGCUGGUGCAGUGGAUCAUAGCCCAGUGUGGCUCUGGGGUCGGUCAACCUGAGCCAGACAAGACUGGAUUCCAAAAGUGGUUGAAGGAUGGAUGUGUGCUCUGUGAGCUCAUCAACAGCCUAUAUGGAGCCAACAAACCCAUUAAAACAAUCAAAAACUCCACCAUGGCUUUCAAACAGAUGGAGCAGAUUUCCUUGUUCCUCAAGUACGCUGAGGCAUAUGGCGUCAUCAAGACGGACAUGUUUCAGACCGUGGACCUCUUUGAAAGCAAAGACCUUGCUGCUGUUCAAAGAACCCUGAUGGCCCUGGGUAGCUUGGCUGUCACAAAGAAUGAUGGCAAUUACAGAGGAGAUCCCAACUGGUUCCAUAGGAAGGCACAAGAAAACAGGAGAGAUUUCUCAGAAGAGCAGCUGAGCGGAGGCAAAAGUGUCAUCGGUCUGCAGAUGGGCACAAAUAAAGGAGCAUCCCAAGCUGGUAUGACAGGUUACGGACGGCCGAGGCAGAUCAUCAACAACAACCCCUGAACGCAGGGAUGGAAAAACUCUGACUUUGAUCAUUCCAUGAGGAGAAGCUGGAUUGUUUUCAAGGCGUAACUGGACCAAAGUAGGGACCAAAGAAAGAUGUGAACAUGCUACAAUGCAGACAUGAUGUUACCUAAAUUUUGGCAAUUAUUUGUCCUCAGCAGUUUUCUAGGGUCUUUGUGAAUUUUAUUUCAGCAUUCCAAGUUCAGGUUUUAACUUAUAACCUUAAAAAUAAAUUGUGCUCAUUAUAAAAAAAAUAUCCUCCUAAGCUGCAAUUUUUUUUGACUUGUGUACAACUCUAUAAGAGCUUUUAUUUUCUCCAUUUUUACACUAUGCCCUCAUGUAGUUACUUUUUUCCCUUUCAUGCAUAUCUUGGUUAUUUUCAGCAUAUUAUGGUUGAGAAAAAGUCAAAACUGCAGUCUUACUCCAGUCUGGAAUUUUCCACUUUUUUAUUUUCUAUAACUUUGAAUGGAAACUGAGCAAAUUGUUCAAUGAAAGUUUGCAAAUCUCAAGCAAAUACUGAGUCUGAGCAAAAUCACUCGAACGCAACAGAAGAAAAGAUGAGUGUUUGGAGAGAUAGACAUGUUCGGGAUCCUGUGGUUUGCAGUAGAACUUACCACAAAGCUCUAUUUAUAGGGGGAUUUCUUUGUGUUUUUGGUUUCAGAAACUAAACUGCAUUGUUAAAAAAUGGUUUGGAAAGAAGAAUAAAAGGCAGUUGCCUGUUACCAGUACAAUGAGACAAUCUGCAGCUAGCUGCUGCCAGUUGACUUAUUCUGAAUUUUAAAAAAAUGUUUGACCAUCUGUUAAAGAGUAAGAUAUAAUAAAAAGGAUUUAAAAUAAAGUUUGAUUUAUCUUA
Molecule: messenger RNA, 1607 nt
Organism: Oryzias latipes (Japanese medaka)
Lineage: Eukaryota; Metazoa; Chordata; Actinopteri; Beloniformes; Adrianichthyidae
Product: transgelin
Biological process (GO): actin filament organization
Cellular component (GO): actin cytoskeleton
Molecular function (GO): actin filament binding
Source: RefSeq, a predicted model, not a curated record